CCUAAAAUUACGCGCUGGAAGGCGCUCUGCCGUUUGUGGCGGCACUCUUUCGUUGUUGAUAAACACCAACAACAAUAAAGGACGGCUCGGCCGACAGCCGAGUAUUUCGCGAUCUUAAUUCGGCGUUGUUAAUCGUCGAGCAAAUCUAAGAACGAGAUUAUUCAAAAUAAUACCGUCAACGAAAGUAAGACACAACGACGGCGUGUCAAGGAAACGACGACGUCGAGCGUGACGUUGAGGUUAUGGAUAAUUUCGUCAAGAUCGAAAAAAUAGGGGAAGGGACGUAUGGGGUGGUAUAUAAAGCGAAGGAUAAGCUGACCGGCAAAUUGGUGGCGCUCAAGAAGAUUCGUUUAGAGACGGAAAGUGAAGGCGUACCAUCGACUGCUAUACGGGAGAUAUCGCUCUUGAGGGAACUUGCCCAUCCAAAUAUUGUCCAGUUAUUUGAUGUUGUGGAUGGUGAUAAGCAUUUAUAUCUUGUAUUUGAGUUUCUCCAACAGGAUCUUAAAAAACUAUUAGACUCUGUAAAAAGUGGCCUGGAUCAAGCUCUUGUGAAGAGCUAUCUCUAUCAGUUACUAAAGGCGAUUUCUUUUUGUCAUCUACAUCGUAUUUUACAUAGAGACUUGAAACCACAAAAUCUGUUAAUUGAUCGCGAAGGCUACAUAAAAUUAGCUGACUUCGGUCUAGCUAGAACUUUUUUGAUUCCCGUAAGAACGUAUACACACGAAGUAGUGACGCUCUGGUAUCGUGCACCAGAGAUUCUGUUAGGAACUAAGCUAUAUUCAAGUGCAGUGGACAUAUGGAGCCUUGGUUGCAUUUUUGCAGAAAUGGCUACCAGAAGAGCACUCUUCCCAGGUGAUUCUGAGAUAGAUCAAUUGUUUAGAAUAUUUCGUACACUUGGAACGCCAGAUGAAACUAUCUGGCCGGGUGUAUCACAGCUUCGUGAUUAUAAAUCAAUGUUCCCUAGAUGGGAGCCGUGUGAUUUGGACGAAGUCGUACCUUCUUUAGAUGCCGAAGCCAAAGACUUACUCAUGAAACUCUUGAUAUAUGAUCCCAAUGAAAGGAUAACAGCUAGAAAGGGUUUGAAUCAUCCGUAUUUUUCCGGUGUAAAAUUAGUCCCACCGCCCUUGCCAAAGAAAAAGUGACAUAGAUUUAUGACACUUGGACUCACAGAAUACCAUAUUUCCUAUUUAGAAUGUACAAUAUCGUUUAAAAUAAUGAUUAAGGUACAAUACUAUAGAGAUGUUUUAUUAAGGAGACGGUGUAAUUUUGAUAUACUACGAAGUGUUCAUUUAAAUAUAUAUUUGAUAAAGUUUAAAUUAAAUAAACAAUUUAUAUUCUGC
Molecule: messenger RNA, 1340 nt
Organism: Vespa mandarinia (Asian giant hornet)
Lineage: Eukaryota; Metazoa; Arthropoda; Insecta; Hymenoptera; Vespidae
Product: cyclin-dependent kinase 2
Biological process (GO): regulation of G2/M transition of mitotic cell cycle; regulation of gene expression; G1/S transition of mitotic cell cycle
Cellular component (GO): cyclin-dependent protein kinase holoenzyme complex; cytoplasm; nucleus
Molecular function (GO): cyclin binding; cyclin-dependent protein serine/threonine kinase activity; ATP binding
Source: RefSeq, a predicted model, not a curated record